CGACACGCGAGACUGUCGAUUGUUGAAUUACAAUUUAAUCGUCGGAGAAAUUCAUUUCCUACGGAUAAUCAUCGUCGCGUAAGCGAACACUCGAUGGUAUUUCGUUCGCUACACAUUGCGGUCUCUUGCGACCAACGUGCGCUGGUCAUGCCGUCUCGGCAUUCAACGAUUCGGAGCUAUUUGUGAUAACAACGUCAUUGCAAGAAAUGACAUUCAUAUCGCGAUGCUCGUGAAUCACAGAUGCACAUUGAGACAAAUUAUCUCGCGAUUCUGUGCUCUAACCUCCAAGUGCUGUGUGACGUGUUAUCCUCUUUGAGAGGGUCCAAUGGUAUAAAUUUAGCAUAUGGUCCACCAUCCUAUGACUCAGUUAAAACAUUUCCCAAAGAUGAUAGCAAGCAAUGCAAGACUAUGCUCUUCAGUCCUGAUGGUCAAUACUUUGCUUGGUGUAAUGGGUCCAAGGUUAAAAUUGUACUAUGCAAGACAUGGCAGAUUGUUGCUGAAAUUGAACGACCUAAAAUCUGUGCUCUCAAAUUCUCCAGUCACAGCACUUAUCUUGCAACUUGGGAACCAUCCUUUGUGACAAAAGAGGCACCUCAGGGAAUAGAAAAUUUUCGUAUAUGGAAGGCUGAAACAGGUGAACUAGUUCAGCAUCUUGUACAGAAGAGAAUGACGGAUUGGGAGCCACAGUGGUCAAGUGAUGAGACAUUUUAUGGAAUAUUAAAAGGAGGAAAUGUUCUUUUGUAUGAAAAUAACAAUUUUGAUAGAUAUGUGCACAAGAUAGGUAAAGGCAACAUUGCUAAAUUUAGUAUAGCCCCUGGUAAUGCUCCUUACCAUAUUCUCUGCUACAUGCCAGGAAGUUCUGGUCAGCCUUCUUUUGGAAGAUUAUUCAGAUACCCAAAGUUUGAGAUUGGAGAAGCGAUAGCAAGCAAAAGCUUUUUCCAAGCAGACAGAGUUGAUAUGUAUUGGAAUAAAUCUGGAACUAAUGUAUUAUUGAUGACAAAUAUAGAAGUUGACAAGACCGGCGCAUCGUAUUAUGGAAAACAGACAUUGCAUCAUUUUAAUACAAAAGGGGAGACUGCUAUGGUUAUGCUAAGUAAAGAAGGUCCUAUACAUGCAGUAGAAUGGUCUCCCAAGAAUACAGAAUUCUGUGUGAUAUAUGGUUUUAUGCCAUCUAAAACAACAUUAUUUAAUUGCAAAUGUGAAGCGGUCUUCGAAUUUGGCAUGUUAUAUAGGAAUAGUAUAUAUUAUAAUCCACAUGGCAAUAUAUUGCUUUUGGCUGGAUUUGGUAAUCUUAGAAGUGGCAUCGAACUAUGGGAUGUCAUUAAUAGAAAACUUAUUGCUAAAACUGAUGCACCAGAUACUACGCUAUUACGAUGGUCGCCAGAUGGUGAACAUUUCAUGACAGCAACUACAGCACCUAGAUUACGAAUCACUAAUGGAUUUAAGAUCUGGCAUUAUACUGGUUCGUUAAUAUAUCAACGACCAUGGAAUAAUCAAGAAGAACUUUGGGAAGUAGCAUGGCAAAAUUUUCCUUUAAAUGUUUUCUCAGAAAAACCUAUCAGUUAUAAAGCAGUUGACGGUAUUGUAACUAAUCUUAAUCAGUCACAAGCACCGAAAGAAGCAUAUAGACCACCAUGUGCUAGAGGACAAAAUAUUACGUUUAGAUUGCAUGAUGACAUUGAAACACCUUCUAAGUCUGAAUCAAAUCCAUCAAAAGCUGCAUUAAAAAUGAAAAAAAAUCGGGAAGCAAAAAAAGCUAAAAAAGAAUUAGAGUCUAACAAUUCUACUGUCACUGAACAAGUUACAAGCACAACAGCAAGCGUAAAAAUAGAAUUAACGGACGAUCCUGAAAAAAAUAAGAAAAUAAAGAAAAUAACAAGCAAAUUAGAUCAAAUAUCUAAAUUGAAAGAGCAAUUAAAAGCAGGAAAACAAUUAGAAAUCAAUCAAUUAGAUAAGAUUAAAAAGGAAGAUGAAUUACUAAAAGAACUUGAAGAACUUACUUUAUGAUAAAUCAUAAAUAUUAAACACAGAAUUAAUUCGAUAAAAAUAAAAAGCUAUUGCGAAAUAGCUUUUUUGAAAUAAAAAUGCAAACUAAUGGAAAAAAAUCAAAUUGUGCAUUUUGAUAUUAACUGAAGAAGAACAGCGAUUAUGGAAAAUUUUAAACAAAAUUUUUCUCACCAAUUGUGAAUUGAUACUGAAUCCAAGAAUUGUGUUCGUAUAUAUAAAUAAUAAUAGACGAGUAUAUUAGAUUUAAUUAACAAAGAACUUUGUUAUACUCAGUAAAUGACUCUGUUUAAUGACUACAUUUAUUAUUAUGUAUUUCCUAAUUUUGCUAUUAAUAUAAAUUGAUAAUGAUGAAGAUAGUUAUAAUGUAUAUUACCAAAAAUUUCUCUUAGAGCAUUAUGUGCAUUAUAAUAAUCAUUAUCGAGAUAAGA
Pogonomyrmex barbatus (red harvester ant) is the source of this 2435-nucleotide messenger RNA. RefSeq names its product eukaryotic translation initiation factor 2A (gene eIF2A). Lineage: Eukaryota; Metazoa; Arthropoda; Insecta; Hymenoptera; Formicidae. Gene Ontology annotation, cellular component: cytosolic small ribosomal subunit. Gene Ontology annotation, biological process: translational initiation. Gene Ontology annotation, molecular function: mRNA binding; ribosome binding; protein binding. The record is from RefSeq and is a predicted model, not a curated record.